This is a messenger RNA of Echinostoma caproni, 462 nucleotides long. NCBI's taxonomy places the organism in Eukaryota, Metazoa, Platyhelminthes, Trematoda, Plagiorchiida, Echinostomatidae. The record is from the annotation of a GenBank genome assembly.
AUGUUAUUUAAACCGUUCACUUUGAUUCGGACGUUCUAUCAUGAUUGCUUUUUAGUGCGAUCCUAUCCGUUAAUUUCCUUUUUUCUCCUUCACAAUGCAGACUUUUCCCCUAGAAUCAAGAGCAAUUUCUGCCUUAUCGUUGUCGGGGUUGUUUUUCGGGGAAACCAAGUUCUCCUCAUUCAGGAAUCGAAGCGUUCAUGUUAUGGGAAGCUAUUUCUUCCUGCCGGACGUCUUGAACCUCACGAAACCCUACUUGUACGUAUUCGGUCUGCUUCAAGCGGUUCGCCGUUCAGUUUUUUGAAUCUCUUUUUUUCAAUAUGCCUGGUUCCUUUAUUAUUUUCAUUUAUUUUCACACGUCUGAAUUCAGACUGUGUGCCAAAUAAAUCAUGGUACAAUAAUCUUUACGAAGAAGAAAAACGUUCCAUGAUUUGCAUGUGGGCCAGGUUGCCCAGACCAAGGUAG